GUCUUUUAUACUUCUAAUACACAUUACACGAUUUCUGGCCACGUAAACGGAAAUUAAUACCUUCCUCUCUGUCUUUCUCGCUAUAGAGACAGUCGAAACGUGACUUGUCUCAGUUAAGGCAAUCCUUGCUGUUCAUUUGAUCGCUUAUUAAGCUUUAGUUAUCAGUUAAUUAACGAAUACAGCAAGAUUAUUCUUAAUUAGCUAUAGCGAUCAACCUCGAGGAAUUAUCAGAUGUUUUGAUACUCAGUCUCUAUUUUUCUCUGCUUAGUUUAGAAACUAGAAAUUGACCGUGAUGGAGAUGAACAGUGUUGGAAGUGCACAGCCAACCCUCCGCACUUUGGUUUCAUACUCUGGCAGUACGACCAGUGUGACGGAGAUAAAACACGACAUGUACGCCGAGCACCUCCUCAACAAUCUCCACGGAGACAGGUCCAUGGAGACCUGUGACGUCAUCAUUAAGACCAAGGAGAACACGAGUAUAUUCGCUCACUCCGCAAUACUCCGUCCUACUAACAUUUACUUUAGGAAAAACCUCGACUUUAGAUUGUGCAAAGCUGGUCGGUACACUAUUGACCUAUCUCACCUCUCAGCUACUGCACUCCAGGACAUCAUUGACUAUCUGUACACUGGACAGUUUAACAUUGUGAACAAGAAGUUUCUGUCCAUGGUACUUACUCUCAAGGAGCUGGAAAUGGAAGAAAUCAUAGACCAGUGUAUGGAGAAGCUGAAGACGUCUCUGAGUGAUAAGAAUGUGUUUGAUAUCCUGGAACAGUCCACUGGGGAUAUCGGGGUACUGAACUCAGUGGCUAUGACCUACAUAGAGGACAACUUCAAGACACUUUACAAAAACGACAGGAUCUUAAGGUUGAACUGGGAGAGUUUCCACAAGAUACUGUCCAGUGACCGUCUCAACGUUGAGAAUGAGGAUAAGGUCUAUCAGUUAGCAUUAGCGUGGGUAGCUAAGGAUGACAUUGGAAGAAAACCUCACGUUACCGAGAUCUGCUCAAAAAUACGGAUCCCCUUCAUGACAGACUACGGACUACAGAACAUGGUGUGUAACAAGAACAUCCUGACGAGUAACGAGGAGUUUUACAAUAAUAUAGAGACGUUGCUAGGCAACCCUGCAGCGUUGCAGGUCCCCUUUUAUCAGAGGGUCAAUGAUAAGAUGGGGAAAAUAUUCGUGUUUGGGGGGUAUCUGAACAGAUCCCACAUUACUACCACUAUGGAGGUUUACAACAGGCGUACAGGAGCAUGGGAAACAAUAGAGGAGAUGAACAUGACAAGUACACCACCCAGUAUCUACUCGGCAACCAUGACUUCUGUUGCUGUUGAUAAUAAGAUCUACAUCGCAGGGGGACAAAGUGACAGCGGCACGAGGUUGGAUACCACCUUUGUAUUUGACGGUAUUCUCUCCAUCUGGGCCAGUCUUCAGGAGAUGCCGACUGUAAGAGUGAAGAGCGCUGCUGCUCGCUUUGGCAACUUCUUGUACGUCAGUGGGGGACAGAAGGAUAGGCAUACCAUGAACGAAGUUAUCAGGUUGAACAUACACCGGGAUUUGUGGGAGACAGUGAACCCCAUGAUCCACGCUCGACACAGCCACGGAAUGGUAACAGCCGGACAGAAGAUAUUCGCGGUCGGAGGGGACAGUGGAACAGGACCGGUAGCAACUGCAGAGGUGUUUGAUAAGGGUACGGGGCAGUGGAGCGAGAUUGCUAGUAUGAGCAAUGCCAGGUUUGGAUGUCAGCUGGUGGCGAUCAAGUCUCAAGUGUACGUGACCGGCGGGUGGAACGGCCGGAGAGCACUGCACGAGUGUGAGAAGUAUAACGAGGAGAACGAUAGUUGGGGUUACAUCAGUCCUAUGGCUACGAGGAGAUACGGUCACAUGGCUGUCUCCUUCGGUAGCAAAAUAUAUGUUCUCGGCGGUCAACAGGUGCAACAUGAGGACGCUAUCGCAAGUGUGGAGUACUACGACGCUGUAGAGAACGUCUGGACAAGAGCACCAGAUAUGGGCAAUGCCCGGGCGUGGGCGGCUGUAGGAGCCGUCAUGUGAGAUGUGGUGUUCGGUGGAAGAGGAGUGGGUCACCAGUAGGGCCCGGAAAUGGCACUUCAUCAGUUGAAAGACCAGGCGCUUUUUCGUUGACAUUCGAGAGAGAAAUCACCAAAAUUGCGCAUUUGAAUUCUUUGUUCUUCAACUUCUUGUCUUUACGUUCAAUUUUUGAGAUUUUGAUGCAAAGAACUCUCGAAGAAUACAGAGUUGUCUAUCUUACUCUUCAUGAUCAGAACUGAUAAAAUUGAGAUUUUCUUACCGUUUUAUUUUGUGUUACUUAUAUUUAUAUUUUAUUAAUUGUGUAUCUGAGCUAUCGGAUGGAAUUCUGGCAAGCUGUUUAAAAUAAUACUUUGUGUUGAAAUUGUUUUAGAUCUUCUGAUUGCACUUUCUGAAAACAACUUUUAAUUGUCAAA
Bolinopsis microptera is the source of this 2460-nucleotide messenger RNA. Its product is annotated as kelch-like protein diablo. The record is from RefSeq and is a predicted model, not a curated record. Gene Ontology annotation, molecular function: protein binding. Lineage: Eukaryota; Metazoa; Ctenophora; Tentaculata; Lobata; Bolinopsidae. The transcript is spliced from 13 exons. The coding region runs from base 293 to 2050 and encodes 585 amino acids.